This is a messenger RNA of Sinocyclocheilus grahami, 2469 nucleotides long. RefSeq names its product RAS and EF-hand domain containing (gene rasef). Gene Ontology annotation, molecular function: calcium ion binding; GTP binding; GTPase activity. The transcript is spliced from 17 exons. Bases 91 to 2217 code for a protein of 708 amino acids. Lineage: Eukaryota; Metazoa; Chordata; Actinopteri; Cypriniformes; Cyprinidae. The record is from RefSeq and is a predicted model, not a curated record.
GUGAGUGCAAAAGCAUGAUACCACAAGGUCAACACCGUCUGAAAAGUCCCUCUCAUAAUGUUUGCUAAGUAAUCAGUCUGUGGAGCAGUCAUGGGCUCUGACGCGCAGAAGGAGAGACUCCGCGCGCUCUUCCACGCCUGUGAUGUGGAUCACUCCGGACGCAUCGAGAAAUGGGAGUUCGUCAGAAUAUGCUCCGAGCUGCGCGUGCGAUCCACUGAGAUAGACGCGCUCUUCGCCAGACUUGACACCGACAAAGACGGCACGAUCAUUCUGGAGGAGUUCAUGGAUGGGUUUCAGGAGUCACACUUGUUGAAGAACGAGGAGAUGAGCAGCGAACACACCGGGGAGAGUUUCUCUGCCGCCUGGGAGGAUUUUAAAUCCCGCCUGGGGGAUCAGCUCAAAUUCAUCCCCAGGAUUGACCAGAUAUCAACUCUGUACCAGAACAUCAGUUUGACGGAGCCCAGAAUCGUCCCUCAGUAUGAAAGAGUUCUUCUCAGUUUCGUCAAAGAGAUCCGAAUACUGAACACAGAAAUGGAACAUCUGGCACUUGCUGUAAAGAGAGCUCAGGAUCAGACGGCUAUACAGCUGAAUGAGAUGGAGGAAGAGAUGGAUCACCGCAUCCACACUGCAGAGAGAAACACGCGUCUACAGGAGUCUAAAAAAGCAGAGGCGACUCUGAGCAGCAUGAAACACCAGUACGAGUCUCAGAUAUGUGAACUACAACAGAAGAUACAGACUCUGCAGAUGAUCGAAAACCAAAACAGGAGUAUCAGCCUCAAAGAGGAAAUUUCAGCACUGAAGCGGCAGAACAACGAGUUAUUACUGCAAAACCAGAAGUUGAAACAGGAGCUUUUGGAGUCCCAAACUAAUAUUGCGUUCUUGCAGAGUGAGCUGGACUCUCUCAAGAGUGAUCUCACAGACCAGAGCAUCAACUUUGAACGAGAUGAGGCUCUUAUGAAGUGUUUCUCUGAGGAGAGAGGUAGCCUGGAGAGACAGAUCGAGGUGCUUCAGGCAGCAAACAGAAAGCUCCAUGACAGUAAUGACAGUCUGCGUGCGGCGCUGGAGAGCAGUCAGAGCAAGAGUAAGACUCAGCGGGUUAGUGGGAUCUCACCAGCAGUUUACAUGAGCACCAGAAAGAAUGUCUGUUCCUCUUAUUUUGAUCGGUACUGUAACACAUGUGUGGACGAGGACUUUGAUCAGUUUGGGCUGAUGGAGGGUCUGCGCAGACCGAGCUGUGAUUCUCUGGCUCUGGCCCUGUGCGACCCCAUGCGCAGACGCAGCUGUGAGGAAGACAGUCUUCCCGACAGCUGCGUGGACAGCGGCAUGUCUACCCUGCGCUCAAAUAACGGCUACGAUUACGAGCAUGAGAGAACGUCCUGUAUGCAAGCAGAGGACAGCAACACCACUGUGUCUGGAGACACUUCGGAUACAGAGGUUCUGGAAGUGCGAGAAGAGGCUGUGAUUGGGUCAGACAGCGAAUCCAUUCUGAGCUGGACUCCAUCACAACCUGCUCAGAAAAGCGAUGUUACUGCAUCAGGCAAGAAAUGUCUCUCUGCCAUUAUCACAGAGAGAGAGCAGGAUGUGUUGGCGGUGACUCAGCCUCCAUCGGAGAAAGCUUACAGGAUUGUGCUGGCGGGAGACGCUGCGGUGGGAAAGUCUAGCUUCCUCCUUCGCCUCUGUAAGAACGAGUUCAAAGGCAACACUAGCGCCACACUGGGGGUUGAUUUCCAGAUGAAAACCUUGGUGGUGGACGGUGUUCCAACAGUGCUGCAGUUAUGGGACACAGCUGGACAGGAGAGGUUUCGGAGCAUUGCUAAGUCUUACUUCAGGAGGGCCGAUGGAGUUCUCCUACUCUAUGACGUCACGUGUGAGAAGAGCUUUCUGAAUGUGCGUGAAUGGGUCGAUAUCAUUGAGGAUGUGUCCCAGGAUGACAUUCCCAUCAUGCUUGUGGGGAACAAGACAGAUCUGAGGAAGGAAGCUCUUCUGGAUGGAGUAACUUGUAUUCCAACCAGCUACGGAGAAAAACUGGCCAUGACAUACAGUGCCUUAUUCUGUGAGACGAGUGCAAAGGAUGGAUCCAACAUAAUUGAGGCUGUUCUUCAUUUAGCCCGAGAGGUGACGAAGCACGCUGAUGAGUACAAGGAGCCCGUAUCAGUGGCCAAACUGUCUGGAAAUCACAGCAAAAAGAUGUCCAACCCUAACUGCUGCAUGGGCUGAUGAGUGUUGACGUCACAUGACCACGCAAGGCUUAACACACAGCCAAAUAUUAACCAUUCAUCUAUUUAUUUGGGAAAUACCAUUUAGCGAUUAUCUGAGUCAUUCAUUUGAGUGUGCGAAGUCUCUGAUUUUGUAUUUUUAAAUGAUGAGUCACUUGUUGAAGCAGAUCACCGUGUGUCAUACGUUGCUUUUAACAGCCCUCAAUUUAACAGCUUCUGUAUUACAGCCGAUUAGUAGUAGCAUAUGUAGUGA